AUGUCAAACAAAGCUAUCGAUCUGGGGUCAUCUGUUGAUGAAUGCAAGACUGAGGCCUCAAAAUCAGCAGCUGAGGAGAUUCUGAAAGGCAUUGGAGACCAGAGCAUAGUGGAUUACAAGAGGAACCAGCUGCCAUUGCAAGGUGAACACUGGAAACAAUUAGCUAAGCUAGAGAAAGAGGAGUGCAGGUUAAAAGACUUCAGAGAAAACAGACUAGAAGAAUACAAGGCCAAACUCCAGAAGAAUCAACUGAACAUUAGAAGAGAGCAGAGCAAGUACAAGACUACCAAAGCUAUGGCAAGCUUUCUAGGAUUCCUGGCAACAACCGAUAAAGAGGAAAAGGCCUUAUUUCUGAAAUGGUUGCAACUCAAGCUUGAUAUGCGAUCACGGAAAGACUUGGCAUCUCUGCGCAACAGAUUCAAAGAACGGUCUUUGGUGAAUCAAGAUAAUAAAUGUUUGGAAGUGCUAGAUCAAUGUCUUUUGGACUCGUCUCUGGGAGUCGAACAUUUCAUGAGAGAGAUGGGACAAAUCUAUGAGGCGUCCAGGCUUGGAGAUCCCAAAGCAUCAGCAGAACAUUGCCCUCUCCCUGCCCUGGCAGCCGAGCUGCUGUUGGAUGGCUAUCCAUUUGAGCUUUUGGAUGGAGAUGCCUCCAACAUCCCAGAGAAGUGGGUGACAGAUGUCCUGAUGGAGCUUCACAGAAAGGUGGGAGAGAAAAGCAAGCUGCUAGUACUAACUGUAUUGGGGGUACAGAGUACAGGAAAAUCAACGCUGCUCAACACCAUGUUUGGUGUGCAGUUCCCCGUAAGCAGUGGCAGAUGCACAAGGGGAGCAUUCAUGCUUUUCCUCAGGGUGGGAGAGGAUAUGAGGGAAGACCUGAGUUGUGACUUCAUCCUUCUAAUCGACACAGAGGGCCUCAAGUCACCAGCUCUAGCACAACUGGAUGAAAGCUGUGAACGCGACAAUGAGUUGGCAACUCUAGUGAUCGGUCUUAGUGAUAUCACAAUCAUCAACAUUGCCAUGGAGAACUCAACAGAGAUGAAUGACGUCCUGCAGAUAGCUGUUCAUGCCUUCUUAAGGAUGAAAGAAGUUGGGAAAAUGCCAGUUUGUCAUUUUGUGCACCAAAAUGUGGCAGGAGUGUCUGCACACAACAAAAAUGUGACGGACAGAAAAUAUAUUCUGGACCGACUCAAUAAAAUGACACAGAUUGCAGCUGAGAUGGAGAAGCGGCCCUCUGUAAAUAAAUUCACUGAUGUACUGGAUUAUGAUGCAGACAAAAACAACUGGUAUAUUCCUAGGCUGUGGCAUGGCACUCCACCAAUGGCACCUGUCAAUACAGGUUACAGUGAAGCUGUUUUGGAUCUCAAGAAGAACCUUCUAGAAGUUCUUAAAACAUGCAGAUAUGAGGAACUUUCACAGAUCCCAGAAUUCAUUGAAUGGAUGAGGAGUUUGUGGAAAGCUGUGAAAUAUGAGAAUUUCAGUUUCAGAAAUACUCUUGUUGCUCAAGCAUAUGACAACCUCUGGAAAGAAAUGAUGGAAUGGGAGUGGGAAUGCCGAAAGAAAAUCUAUACAUGGCAGACUAAUGCAGACCUACAGAUCUCAAACAUUGAGGUAAACAGCUUUGACAUCCAAGACUUCCAGAAAUUGGAGGAAUCUUUUAAAUCUGAGGCAUUGAAAAUGGUGGCAACUCUGGAGAAAGAGAUGACAGAGAAACUGUAUGCAUACUACAAAAGGAAAGACAAAAAUGUAUCUCUGAUAGAAAAGAACAAAAUUGAUUUCUUUCAUCAUAUUCGAGAUGUUCACAGAGAUAUCUUAAACACGGAGAAUAAAAAACUUAACAUGGCCGUAAAGCUUAAGCUAAGUACGAUCAUGGCAGAUGACAUUCAUAGAAAACAGAAAGUCAGGAUUGAACAGAAGGUAUCGCAGCUCCUGCAAAACUCCAAUGACAGCAAAACCCCACUCUCAGACGAGCAGCUGAAAGAUGAGUUUGGGAAGAUGUGGAGCCGAGAAAUAGUGAAGAUUUCAGGGUUGGAAGAGCGUGACAUACCUUCUUCUGUUUUCAAGCAGUUGAGAGACGCUUUCUCAAAUCGCAAUGUGAAUGAGGAGUUUCAAAAUGUAGAGAAUCUGACAGCCUACGGCAAGGAGCCUUUCAAGGCCAGAGACAGACACAUUUGUACCAUGACACAUUUCAAACUGAAAAUGAUGUUUGCAAAAGAAAAGGCUAAAGAAAGUUUGCAGAGAUUUUCAGAGAGCGUUAUUGAUACCUGCACAAGGUUUAUCGUAGAUUCCACAAAAUCACAAACAGAUUACCAUGACUGUCUUACAAAAGAAGUUAUUGAGAAGAUAAACGAAUCUCUGAUAGAGAACUACAAGGACCUAAAAACAAAUACAAAGUUUGAGGUUGACCUGAAACUGCACAUAUGUGGUAUUGCCUCAAGGGAAUUCCUUCAUAUGCACAGGAAUUUCCUUCUUCGCAAAGAUCCUCAAAAGCGUCUGGAGGAGUCCAGGAAUCAGUACUUGUCUGAUUUCAUAGACGUAUACAGAAAGAGAGACCAUUGCCGACGCAAAGCACAGGAUUUCGCUCAGCACGGUCUCCGACCAGCGAUCUUACAACACAUCAAUAGGUUCCUUGGGACUGACAUUGUAGAUGAAAUGGUGAAAAGUAGCCAUGCAGCAGAGUACAGCUCACGGUCAUCCUUCCAGUACUCUAUCCUCAAGGAGCUGCUGGAAAAAGAUGACUUUCAGGCCUUUGUCAAAUACUUUCAGACGUACGAGAUCUAUGUUAAAGAUUUGAUAUGCCAGCACAUUAAAGAAUGCUUUUCAGCUGAGAUGUCUUUUGUCAUGUUGAAAAACAAGAGGCUGAAGGAGAUCAUUCAAAAGAUAAAGGAGGCCAUUGAAAAAGCUAGCCAACCUCUGCCCAAUGACACUACAAGUGUCACAGAGUUUCUGAAAAACCUGUGCAAAUAUCUUGUCAAAGACAUCUCCAUAUCCAUGGACGCUGUGGACGGGUUCCUCUUUCAGAUGACUACUACCUGCGAUCCUUUCACCACGAGUCUCCAAGAGUCACUGAGUGACUUGAAGCAGCAAAUGGAAGAUGAAUUCUCGAAAUCCACUGACGUCAUCGAAUCCCUUUACACCCUUCCCAUCAAACCUCAGGACGAGUUCUUCAAGCGGGUGUCGGGUUGUGCGAAGCAGUGCCCCUUCUGCAAAAUGCAGUGUGAUGCUGGAGGUAAACAGCACAGAGAGCAUCACGCAAAUGCACAUCGGCCACAAGCACUGGGCAGCUACAGAAAUAGUCACACUCAAGAACUUGUUGAAACACUUUGCACAACUGAUGUACACAGUGAAAGAUCGUUCAGAUGUGAAGCCACUGACUGGGAGUUACACCCUUACAAAGACUAUCGUACCUAUUUCGCAGACUGGAACAUCCAACCAGACUCAACUGAUGAGGCUUCUGACUACUGGAAAUACGUCCUGGUGACAUACAAUGACAGGCUGGCUGUGAAGCACAAUGCCAAGCCAGCUGUGAUUCCAGAGGCAUGGAAGAGCAUCACAAAAGCACAAGCGCUGGAGGGAUUGAAGGUAGCUUUCAGUAUAAAACAGUAG
Coregonus sp. 'balchen' is the source of this 3603-nucleotide messenger RNA. Lineage: Eukaryota; Metazoa; Chordata; Actinopteri; Salmoniformes; Salmonidae. The record is from the annotation of a GenBank genome assembly.